This is a messenger RNA of Jaminaea rosea, 2417 nucleotides long. RefSeq names its product NOL1/NOP2/sun family putative RNA met. The record is from RefSeq and is a predicted model, not a curated record. Gene Ontology annotation, cellular component: nucleolus. The coding region runs from base 44 to 2335 and encodes 763 amino acids. The transcript has 2 exons. Gene Ontology annotation, molecular function: rRNA (cytosine-C5-)-methyltransferase activity; RNA binding. Gene Ontology annotation, biological process: rRNA base methylation; maturation of LSU-rRNA. NCBI's taxonomy places the organism in Eukaryota, Fungi, Basidiomycota, Exobasidiomycetes, Microstromatales.
CGACAAAGCCGUCUCCACCAUACCAUCUCAUCACCAGCAGAUCAUGGGCAGGCGAGCAAAGAACAAGCAAGCACCUCCUCAACCUUUCGUCGAGCGUUCAGCGGCUUCGUCGUCCUCUGGUGCGGCCAAGGGGAAGCGAAAGGCCUCUGACGCUGCGUUGCCCUCUUCCAAGGCGGGAGGAGCAGCAAAGGCGGCGAAGAAGGCGCCUGCAAGUGCUAGACCCGUAAAGGCUGCUCCCUCGAAUGGCGUCAAGAGCGGCUCUAGGAAGGAAAAGGAGAGGAAAGCCCUCUUCGCCGACAGUGCUGGCUCAGCCGAGGGCGAUGACGAUGAGGACGACGGCUUCUCCGGCAUCGAGGAUAUGAGCGAUCUCGACGAAGACAGCGAGAACGACGCCGAAGAGGCCCAGAAGGCUGGGAUGCUGUCCGACGAGAAUGACUCUGAUGGCCUUGAGUACGAGGAUCUGGACGAGGACAGCGAUAAUGAGCUUGGUGAUCCUGAUGACCGGGAGAGGGACGAGGAGGGCGAGGAGAGUGACUACAUGGAGUCGGGCGAGGAGGGCGAGGAGGGCGAAGAGGAGAAAGAGGGGGAAGAGGGAGAGCAGGCAGACCCGCUUGCUUCUCUGGGCUUGCCGCAGGAUGGAAGGCCCUUGACGGCAAGGCAGAAGAAGAAGGCUCUUGCCGAGGCGGAGAGGCUGGAGGAGCUGCUCAAGAGUCAGGGGUACUCGCUCGAGUCCGGAGAUGAGGACGGCGAGGACGUCGAACAAGGCGAGGGAUCUGGCUCUGAGCCUGAGAUGAACGAGGACGAGCUCGCCUUCCUUAAUGGCGAGGGUGGCGAGGGCGAAGACGAGGACGACGAGGACGAGGACGAAGACAGCCUCGAGGGCGAGGAGGACGAUGGCAUGUCCGAAGACGGCGAGACGUUCACCCUCCCCACUCUUGAGCAGCGCGAAGCCGAGAAAGUGCGCGGUGCCGACCUCCAAGUGGUACAGAUGCGCAUCACAGAGGUUGUCAACGUCCUUUCCAACUUCAAGCGUCUGGCGCCCGCCGAUGGUCCCUCCCGCAGCGAGUAUGUCGACCAGCUGCUCGACGACAUCUGCAACUACUACGGAUACAAUCGCUACCUGGCUGAGAAGCUCUUCAACCUCUUCUCGCCCGCAGAAGCCAUCGAAUUCUUCGAGGCGAACGAGACGCCUCGCCCCGUGGUGAUCAGGACAAACACGCUCCGCACCCGCCGCAGGGACCUGGCUCAGGCUCUGAUCAACCGAGGUGUCAACCUCGAGCCGGCAGGCAAGUGGACUAAGGUCGGGCUUCAGGUCUUCGAAUCUUCCGUCCCCAUCGGUGCGACGCCCGAGUACCUCGCGGGCCACUACAUGCUGCAAGCCGCUUCUUCCUUCCUGCCCUGUGUGGCUCUCGCCCCUCAACCGCACGAGCGAGUUCUGGAUAUGGCUUCUGCCCCCGGCGGCAAGUCUACCUACCUCAGUGCCAUGAUGCAGAACACGGGCGUGGUUUUCGCAAACGACUCGAACAAGGCUCGUAUUAAGAGUCUCUCUGCCAAUAUCCACAGACUGGGAUGCAAGAACGUGGUCGUCUGCAAUCACGACGGCAGGCAGUUCCCCAAGGUCCUCGGUGGCUUCGAUCGCGUACUGCUCGAUUCGCCUUGCUCCGGUACGGGAGUCAUCAGCAAGGACCCAUCAGUAAAGAUGAACAAGACGGAGAGGGACUUCCAGCUCCUUGCCCACCUGCAGAAACAGCUCAUCCUCUGCGCAAUCGACUCGGUAAACCCACGCUCCAAGACGGGCGGGUACGUCGUCUACUCGACGUGCUCCGUCGCUGUAGACGAGGACGAGUCCGUCGUCGACUAUGCGCUCAAGAAGCGACCCAAUGUCCGGCUCGUGCCGACGGGCAUCGACUUCGGUCGACCGGGCUUCAAGUCGUACAUGGGCAAGAACUUCGAUCCCAAGAUGGACCUGUGCAAGCGCGUCUUCCCGCACGCGCAUAACGUCGACGGGUUCUUCUUGGCCAAACUGAAGGUGGAGCCGAGGAGUAAGGUCGUCAAGGAGGAUAAUGAGGAGAAGGCGGCCAACAGGGGCAAGGGCAAGGGCAAGGUUGCCGCUAAGGGUAGCGACGACGAGGACGAGCAGGACAGUGAGGAUGUGGAGAGCGAGGAGGACGAGGCUGCAGGUGAGGCCGGAGCGUUUGGAUUCAAUGCUGAGGAGGACGAGGCGCUGAUUCAGGCGGCUCAGCAGCGUGUGCAGCAGAAGAAGGGCGGCAAGGCUGCCGCUGCGGGUACCGCAGGCAAGAAGAAUGCCGUAGGUGCCAAGACGAGGCGCGCAUAGCUAGCAUGUGUCAAUUGCAUUGUGUAGUAGUACAUGGUUGAACCUGGCGUGAGAUCAUGAUGCGGGUAUCUUAUAUGCUGGC